Molecule: messenger RNA, 2248 nt
Organism: Symsagittifera roscoffensis
Lineage: Eukaryota; Metazoa; Xenacoelomorpha; Acoela; Convolutidae
Product: serine palmitoyltransferase 2-like
Exons: 9
Coding region: 142-1827 (561 amino acids)
Biological process (GO): sphingosine biosynthetic process; ceramide biosynthetic process
Cellular component (GO): serine palmitoyltransferase complex
Molecular function (GO): pyridoxal phosphate binding; serine C-palmitoyltransferase activity
Source: RefSeq, a predicted model, not a curated record
UUUUUUUGUUUUCAGGUGAGACCAUGUUUUUCUUCGGCCAUUGACCUUACUUGUUUAAUGUUGACCUUUUCGUUCUCAUCAUUAGUCGGCUUAGAAAUCAAUUGAUUUGUUCGAUCUUGAAUAGCUGUUUGGACAGUUGCGAUGCCGAUUCUAGAGGAGGAAGAGACAGUCAAUGAGACUAGUGGUGUUGUCUUGGCAGCAGGAGGCGCGGAGGGGGUGGCGCUUCAGCAGCAGGGAUGGGACUUCAACAUGGGUGCGAAUAACCCGUCUGUCCCCAAGAAGAAAAACGGACUAAAACACGAUCACAGCACGCUUCCAAGAAAUGCGGAGCUGUACAGUCAUUUGUACAAGUACUCGUUUGAGGAGACGCCGCUGCGUGUGGCCGUCAUCACCUACAUAGCCUAUGCAAUCCUGAUAGUGUUCGGAUACCUCAGAGAUUUCCUCAGAAACUUCGGCUUCGAGAGUGUUCGAAAGGCAAAAGAGAACCCUAAGCUAAAGGACUUUGUGCCGCUGUAUGCUGACUUUGAGGCGUUCUUCACCCGCAACUUGUACAGGAGGAUUAGAGAUUGCUACAACAGACCCAUCUGCAGUGUGCCAGGGGGAGAGAUAGAUGUGAUGCUGCAGAAGAGCGACGACCACUUCUGGAACAUCGAGCUGACGGGAAAGACGAAAAGAUGCAUCAACAUGGGUUCAUACAACUACUUGGGUUUUGCAGAGGGCGAGAAUGGACCCACCACUCCAGACGUGGAGCACAGCAUACGCAAAUGGGGAGUCGGUUGCGCAUCCACUCGUCAGGAACUGGGCACCUCUUCGCUGAACAGCGAGCUAGAGAGUGUGGUGGCCGAGUACUUGGGAGUUGAGAGUGCGAUGGUGUUCGGCAUGGGCUUCGCCACCAACUCCAUGAACAUGGCAGUGUUCGCCACCAGAGGAUGUCUCAUCAUCUCAGACCAACUCAACCACUCCUCGCUCAUCGUCGGAGCCAGACUCACAGGCGCCACCAUUCGCACUUUCAAACACAACGACAUGGCUAGCCUGGAAGCGAAGUUGAAGAAUGCAGUGAUAUGUGGGCAGCCGAGGACACACAGGCCGUGGAAGAAGAUCCUGGUGGUGGUUGAGGGCAUCUACUCUAUGGAGGGAUCCAUUGUGAAACUGCCAGAUGUUGUGAGACUGAAGAAGAAGUACAAGGCCUAUCUCUGGCUGGACGAGGCACACUCAAUUGGUGCCAUCGGGCCCCAGGGAAGGGGCGUGGUCGACUAUUAUGGCCUGAACCCACGUGACAUUGACAUCAUGAUGGGCACAUUCACGAAGAGCUUCGGAUCGUGCGGAGGAUACAUGGGGGGAUCGAAGGCUCUGAUUGGCUACCUCAGAACAAACUCACAGAGUGGAAACUAUGCCAACAGCAUGAGUCCCCCAGUUGCCCAGCAAAUCAUAUCUGCCAUGCGAAUCAUUAUGGGCAAAGACGGAACCAACAAUGGCGCGGAUAGGCUGCAGCAGCUGCACAGAAAUACGCUCUACUUCCGCAGACGUCUCAAACAGAUGGGACUGAUUGUCUACGGCAGCGAUGACUCACCAGUGGUGCCUAGCAUGCUCUUCAUGCCAGCAAAGAUCGGUGCCUUCUCCCGGGAGUGUCUAAAGCGGAGCAUUGCGGUGGUAGUUGUCGGCUUUCCCGCCACACCCAUUAUCGAGUCCAGAGUCAGAUUCUGCCUCUCCUCUGGACACUCGAAGGAAAUGCUGGACAAGGUUCUCAAUGUGGUGGACGAAGUCUCAACGGGUAUGGGACUAAAGUACUCUCAGUUGCCAGCCAGCACAGAGCGAAUAGAGUACUAACGAUGCUGAAAGAAAACGUCCAAGCUGAACUUACAUACAAUGCACUACACAAAGCAAGGCGACACAAACUGCUCGAACUUGCUCAAUUUUCAUAGUUUGAAAUAAUCGCAAUGAAAGUAGUUUUUUUCCAACAGCAUAUCGUGAAUUAUUUUUUUAUUUCGUCAAAGUAUUUUAACCCCCUCGACAAAUGAAUUUUGCGUUCAAUCAAACAAAGACUACCCAGGUAAACCAGCUCAGCGUCAGUGUGUUUUAUCAAAAAAGUAAAGCUUCAGUGACGCAUCUGUUUGUAUAUUGUAAAAAAGAAAAUAUAAUUUUGAAAUGGUUUACAGUAGACAAAGAAAACAGUUUCUCAAUUAUUGUUUUGUUAGUAAAUGACGUUGUAAUUAUUGAAUCUUCUUUUGAAGUUAAUUUUUCUGCGGAU